AUGCAAAAAGAUGAUAAAGAGACAAAUACCAAGGACGCAGAGAUAGAUUCAUAUGAAGGAGAAGGAAAGACAGUUGAGGAAAAAGAAACAGAAAAGGAUAAAAAUGUAGAUCAUGGUUGGGCUUGGGUAGUUAUGGCAGCCCUUCCAGUGCUUACAAUUGGUCUUCGGUUUUUAUCAACCAGACAGUGUUUAAUGAUAGCUGGUGUUUUGUCCAGUGCAGCUUUUAUUGGUGGGAGCUUUGCAACCAACACAACAACAUUACUCUUCACAAAUGGGUUUUUAUCAGUUUUAGGUCUAGCGUUUUCAUUUUUACAUGGACCACUAGCUUAUUUGAUCGGCAUCUACUUUAUCAAACGGCGAAAUUUAGCCCAGGCAAUAACUAUAUCUGGUGGUCAGCUAGGAGGCCUACUUUUCCCUCCACUUUAUGGAUAUCUAAUCAGAAAGUAUGGAUUACAGGGUGGGAUGCUUCUUACUGGAGGAAUUCACCUAAAUAUCAUUGCAUUGGCAAUUCUGUUAAGGCCAAAAAGAAUCAACAUUAUUACGACAAUUCAAGGGAAACUAAACCGUCAGCAUUUUAGUACAUCCAAUAUAGCAGAAAGAAAACAGAUGAUUCAAAACAAUGAUGAUGAAAAAAUGAUGAAUUCAAAUGGAAUGUUCAAUGAAAUGAAACGAAGUUUUAGUGAAAGUCUUUUAAAAAAAAUUGUAAAACACGAGCCCGUCGCAAAUCAUAUACUGUGUAACUUAGAUCUGCAUUUGACCAAACAUAACAGAGAUCGAAUAAUAACUGAAAAAUAUGUCGACAGUUUGUCACGUUCCAACAUACUUAGUGUUGUAAGCAAUUCAUUGCCAGUCUUGAAGGUUACGAAUACAUCGCACAUUUUGAUAAAAGGGGAAGCGAAACAAACUUGCUGUCAAUUUGUAGAUGUUAGUUUGAUGAAAGCGCCAUUCAUGUGGAUUUAUGCGUUGGUUUAUUGCUUCGGGAGAGUGCCUAAUGCAUACAACAGUAUUUAUAUAGCGCCGCUUGCACACGAGGCAGGCAUUAGCAAUAGCAGAAUUGCAGAUCUUGUUUCGCUAAUUAAUGCAUGCGAUUUUAUUGGAAUGAUUUUAUGUGGUUUCGUAGCAGAUAGAAAACUUUUGAAAAACUAUGUCAUUGUCAUAUUGUCUUUGUGUUUCACUGGUGUGUGUUUGUCUCUCUCGUCAUUAUGUUCAGCAUAUUGGCAUUUUAUACUAUUUUCUAUAGCUACUGGUAUUAGUGCUGGGGGAAUAUUUGCAUUGACGCCAACAGUGGUGGCAGAUUUUAUGGGAAUAGAAAAUUUUAGAUCCGCUAUGGGUAUUCUAGUUCUAUUUCAAGGAGUAAGUUUGUCAGCUUCUGGACCAUUCCUUGGUAAGUUUAUUUAG
Molecule: messenger RNA, 1398 nt
Organism: Mytilus californianus (California mussel)
Lineage: Eukaryota; Metazoa; Mollusca; Bivalvia; Mytilida; Mytilidae
Product: monocarboxylate transporter 5-like
Exons: 3
Coding region: 1-1398 (465 amino acids)
Biological process (GO): monocarboxylic acid transport; transmembrane transport
Molecular function (GO): monocarboxylic acid transmembrane transporter activity
Source: RefSeq, a predicted model, not a curated record